AUGCCCGGCUUCAAGCCAACUAACACAUCAUCGCCUGCGAAGCCUCUCGUUGCAGCUCAACGUCCAUUAGUAUCUUUCCAGGCAACAAUAUCUGAUGUCUCCCGUGGGUCGGCGGCCUCGAAAUCUGAAUUACACAACCUGACGUCUGCGGAAAAUUCCCCCAACGCGACCUCGUUUCUCUCGGGACUAAAGGCGUACAACGAUGAACUGCACGAUCGGGGCUGGGAUAAUCAGACAGAGACGGUGCAUUACGGGAGGCUGCUGGAGCUCUGUAAACUCCGGGGACCAAGCUGGAAUCACAAAUGGGAGGGGGUGAAACAGCAGUAUAGCUAUAGCGGUGCCUCGAAGAUUCCAAUCCCUACGACGUCUGCCAGAGCACCCGUUCCGACUUCGAAGCCUGCGAGAUCAGCUGCCCGUCUCGCAACGCCUGUCCGCGACGAGGACGAUGAUGUGUUUACCCUUCACUCACACCAAGAUCAGGAACAGGAUGGAACUGCAACAGAAACAGAAACAGAAACCCCUUUUUCUGAUGCCGAAUCCGAACAGGUCCCUCUUCGACCCCUCACACGCCUGAACCAGGCUACGCGCCCCAACGCAUCAGUACAAUUGACACGGGUGACAAGGACGCCUGCAAGCCGCAAUUCAAACAAUAUCCUUCCACCUACUCUUACACGUGUAUCUACGCCCUGUCCCCAAACAGCCGCUGGUCGUCACCAGCCAGCUGUAUGGGAAGGAAUGUCAGACACCACCGACGAUGGUGAUGUACCAGGCUCUUUAUCAACUACUCCGCCAUCUUAUCGCGCUGCUGUUGCAACGCCUGUCCCUCAAAAAGCACGGGAUCGGCCGAUAGUUCGUGCAUCGUCACCGAUUAAAAACUCCGUAGCAGUCAGUGCGAUCACAAAGGGUCGCGAACGCAAGGGAAGCGUGAUCAAUGAAGAUGAAGCAUGGCAAAAAAUUAAGACGUCACGAGACGAGGAAGACGCGGAUAAGUUCCGUGAAGACAAACUUCUCGAACAUUGUUGGGGGAUCUGGGUUCUCGGUUACCAGUGGCUAGCGACAACGAACGAACAAGUUGCUCAAGCUCGAGAUAAUGUAAUCCUAGGUUCUUCAUUACGUUCCUGGCGGAAUGCUACUGCCUUGCGUCUUGAAAUGCACGCUCGCGCUGCCUCUAUUGCCGAUGCGCGCUGCCUUCGCUUCGCCCUUGGUGUUUGGGGUGCAAAACAUAAGCAGAAAAAACAGUUACAGUGGCGUCAUGACAUGCGCACCAAGAUGAAGACGGUUCGCGAAAGGCAUGAAACUAAACUUGUCAAAUAUGCAUGGACCAAAUGGCAACAGUCCCACCGCUCUCUUCUAAACGAGCUGCAGUACAAUGAACGCAUAGUUGCACGGUUUUUCCUGCGAUGGAAAAACUCUUUGUUAAAGCUAGAUCGCAUGGAUUCUGCGGCAGAUGAGUUUUCUCAGAGAAUCAAGGGGAGCGCUGCUCAUAGAGCAUGGAAGCACUGGAAAAAAGCUAUGGCUGCCAAAGAUGCCGGAAAAACCGUUGCACACAAGGCGGCACUCAGGAUCAAAGGAAUCGUGAUGGACUUGUGGAAGAAGCAGACCCGUGAGCGCCAGACUGCGGGUGCCUAUCGCGAUGUUGCUAUCUUAAAGCGAGCAAUAAGCACAUGGAAAACUACCAGAGAUCGAAUGCGUGUCACGGAAAAGCGUGCCGACAAAUAUCUCGCUCGUCAAGAUGUUUUUUUGCUCCGAGCCGUCGUCAGGGUUUGGAAGGCUCGCGAACGCGGGAAACUGCUCGAAAGGGUGAGAGACAUGCGUCUAAUGAAAAAUUCAAUGGCUGUUUGGAAAGAUCGCUUGCGAGAACGCAAGCAUCUCGAAGAUUAUGCUCUUGCAUUCUCCAUGCGCUCCGAUUCAUAUGGUGUCUCUUCAGCUCUGCGAACUUGGCAUCGGGUCUAUACAAUUUACCAAAAUCGCCGCGCCUUUGCUGUUCAGCGUAACCUUGCUCGUGUGCAGUAUGAUGCACUACUCAAAUGGCGUAUCCAGCUGAGGACAAAGAUGAAGCUGUUGAAACAAGCUCGAUUCGUGGAGAACUUCAUUCUUCAGCGAAGGAUUUUGAAAGCCUGGAAGGUCAAGUUUGAGGAACACCAAAGAUUGAAGAAACUCGAAGGCCUUGAGAUCCGUCGACUUCGCGCUUUCAUGACAGCAUGGCACCAGAAAUAUCAAAAAAAGCGAUUCCGUCGGCUGGCAGCGCAGCAAAUAUAUGACCUCGUAUCUCUGCGAAUAAAACGGGAUGCUCUAAGACUAUGGACCAAUCGUGUCAUUGAAAUCAAGUUACGGGAACUAGAAGUCAGCCAGAAGAGCGCCCACGCACUAAUAGUCUUCGCCUUCAAGAAAUGGAAGAACAUAUGUUUGCGCCAUGUUGAAGACCUGAGCCUCAUGGAGAGUCAUCUUGAUAUCAAACGGGCCGAGAGCGCCCGUGCUCGACGUCAUAAACGCAUUACUUUGCGCGAAAAGGAACUCGAAUUUGACCGGGCAAAUGUGCAGGUUGCUUGGAACAGAUGGAGAGAACGGUACAUGGAUGAGAAACUUCGACCCCUUAUGGCCAUUCAGAAUCAAAAGAAUCUCCUCUUCCGUGCAUUUGGUAUUUGGCAUUCAAAGACCCGAUCUCUCCCAGCCAUCCGCUUCCAGGCCUCACGGACCAAGAUGAGCUAUUGGGCUAUCUGGAGAGCUGCUAUGCCGCAGGCACUUCUGGCCAAAAGAGCCCGAGAGACUCAUAAUGAUGCCGUCCUAAAUCGAGCAUUCGAAAAGUGGCACCAAGCCUACAAAACAAAAACCCACUUGAAGGAAAUAGCUCGCGCUCGUUAUCUUCGUUUGCCGUCCGUUAGUCCGGGGCGAGCCAACCCGACACCCAAGCUCCCGGCACGCACGAGUCGCAGCCCAUUUCCUCGUCAAAAUACCCGUGUAGAAAGUGAAACAGAAGGCUCGGAAGUAGGUCCGAGCCGCCCUGCCGCUACUCGGUCUUCUGUUUUGAUUACCAGACCUGGCAUUGCACGUCUUCUUGCAAACCAAACCCGCCCCGAACCUGUUGGCCGCCAGAGCGCCAAGCCCCCGAGUCGGGGACCCCGUGAUCCCAGUCCGACGAGAUCGAACAAAACUUCCAUACCACCGUCCCAGGCACCGUCCUCACCUGUACGACCCAGGUUCACGGCGAGACGAGCUAUCAGCCCUGCGAAGUCCAAAAGUUCUUAUGCUAGGGAAGUUAGUCCUACUAGGUCAAAUUACACCUCCACACCUAGGGAGGAGCCCGAGCGCAGUCGACUCUGGCAGGAAUUGAGACAAGUGCAGAAGAGGCCAAGACCCCUAACGGAAAAGUCACGAACACCUGAACCUCCAUGA
Messenger RNA from Suillus subaureus, 3393 nucleotides. RefSeq lists its product as uncharacterized. The record is from RefSeq and is a predicted model, not a curated record. The coding region runs from base 1 to 3393 and encodes 1130 amino acids. Lineage: Eukaryota; Fungi; Basidiomycota; Agaricomycetes; Boletales; Suillaceae. The transcript is spliced from 15 exons.